AGCAUACUUCUCUUUGCCCCAUACUAGUAACUACGACAACCCAAUAAAUAAUUUUGUUUUUUUCGGAAAAUAUCUCAAGAAAUUACUUUUUAAAAUUUACAAGUCUUCGACAGUCUAACGUAAAUUAGUGGCGCGUGGACAGCAAGCAGAGUGGCGCGCGGACAGCAGAGUGGCGCGCGGACAGCAGAGUGGCGCGUGGACAGCAAGCAGGGUGGCGCGCGGACAGCAGAGUGACGCGGGGACAGCAGAGUGGCGCGACUCGCCGAGCCAGAGGACACAGCGCCAUGAGGGGAAAGCUGCCUCGUAGCCGUGUGUCUGGCGCCGCCAGUGCCGACCAGGCAGCCCCCGCCGUGCACGUGCUGCCCAGCGAGACGGACCUGAGGAUCAUGGAGGCCAUCUCGAGCCUCAGCCGCCUGGGCGCCCUGCGGGGGGGCAAGGCGCAGCGCCUGCUCCGGCUCAGGAGCCGGCGGCUCUGCGCCGCUCAGGCUCAGCCGCCCGACCAGGAGACGCUGCUGCAGCCCUGCGUGUGUCCUCGGAAGAAGAGGAAGAGAAGAAGCGCGUGCAAGAAGCGCAAGUCUUCCAGGAGGAGGUCGCUCUCCCGAAGACGAGGAUUGUCCAGGCGGAGGAGUUCCAGGAGGAGAUCGCUGAGAAGGAGGUCCAAGUCCAGGAGGAGGAGGCAGUCGAGGGCCAGGUCAGUGUCGAGAAGAAGGAAGACGUCCAGGAAGAAGUCUUCGUUCAGGCGAAGAGCAGCUUCCAGGAGGAGGUCGGCUUCCAGGAGGAGGUCAGCUUCCAGGAGGAGGUCGGCUUCCAGGAGGAGGUCGGCUUCCAGGAGGAGGUCGGCGUCUAGGAGGAUGCACAGGGGGGCGCGGAGGGGCAGGGCAGCCAGGUCGGUCAGGCGAAGAAGGAAAGACCCGAAGAAACGCAGGUGCAGGAAACGAACAUUCGCGAAGAGCAGAUCCAAGACGAGAAUAGCUUUGAUAUGCCCGCGGUGCAAGUGCAAGGUAGUGAUCAAAAUAAGGCAUAGUCGACCGAAAUGCUAGACGCCGAACUAUCAGACAAUUGAUACAUGCCGUGAAAUUAGUUCAUCAAUCAAGAAUUUUAAAAAAUGUGAUUUUUUUUACCUUUUUAUGUCACAAAAAAAGUUUACUAUUUUAUUAGUUUUUGUAUCGUCAAUGAUAUCUUAACUUAUGCAGUCACAUUAAAUUAUUUCAACAAA
Molecule: messenger RNA, 1216 nt
Organism: Bacillus rossius redtenbacheri
Lineage: Eukaryota; Metazoa; Arthropoda; Insecta; Phasmatodea; Bacillidae
Product: serine/arginine repetitive matrix protein 2-like
Exons: 3
Coding region: 285-1040 (251 amino acids)
Source: RefSeq, a predicted model, not a curated record